AUGGCAUCAAGGAUUUUAACUGCAGGGCCCGGAGCUGUUCUCGCCCAUCGACCUCGUCAAGCUCACCAGGCCGGGGACAGCCGUUGCGAACUCCGCCGGAGACCUCUGCAUCGUAUCACUCAGCAAGCAUUCGCUCGACGACAAGAAGUGAGCGACCACAACGUCGCAGGCAACGCACAGGCUGACAGCGUCGGACAAGAAUCACAAGUCGAUCUUCAUCGCGCCCAUCGAGUCGUCGGCCUGGCCUCUGGAAGUCCCGCUCGCCAACGGCGGCGAUGUGUUCUGGCUGGACACGCGUACUAUCGCCCACGCCUCGAUGAGGGCGAAGGUAAGGACAAGGUGAAGGCUCUCUAUGGUUGGUCUGUCAAGUUCGAGGCCGAGAGCAGCGGUGCCACUGUCCUCAGCACCCCCGAGAGUCCCGUGCUGAUUGGCAAGUUCCCGACGGCGUCGGCCUCCAACUUCAGGUUCAGCGGCAAAUCAAACUUCCUUGUCUUUUCGGACAACGUCUUCCCCGAUGGCGACCUUAGGACAGUCAAGAAACAAGAUGAGGAAUGGGAGAACCGUGGGGACACGGCGUUUGUGUAUGACGAGACGUUCGAGAGACAUUGGGACGAGUGGGUCGGUCCGAAGAGGAGCACGCUGUUCUCAGUCACGUUGAGCAAGGGCAAGGACGGCAAAUGGGCAUUGGGAGAGAAGUUCGUGAACCUAUUGAACGGUACAAAGCAUCACACUCCUGUCGAACCAUUUGGUGGCACAGAUGACUUUGACGUGUCCAGCACGCAUGUUAUCAUCUACAUCGUCGAUAUCGAGGGCAAGUCCAAGCCUCAGGAGCUAACGCCUGGCAAGCAGGUCAGCAGGGCGACAAGGCAGCCUGGGCCGAGCUCGAUCGGCGAAUUCAACAAGGACAUCAAGGUCGAGCAGUUGACCAAGUUCACUGCGGAUGCUCUCAAAGGGAAGACGUUGAAUGCCGGCGAAGACUUCUACUUCGAUGGGGUGGAGCACAAGAUCCACGGCUGGAUCGUGAAGCCACCGGGGUUCAAGGCGGGCGAGAAGAAGUAUUCGGUCAUCUUGCUCAUUCACGGUGAACCUCAGGGUGCCUGGGAGGAUCGGUGGUUGACCAGUUGGAACCCUCAAGUGUUCGCUCAGCAGGGCUACUUCACUGUCGCCAUCAACCCCACCGGCUCGACGACAUUCGGCCAGGAGCUCACUGGUGCAAUCCGGGAGAACUGGGGCAGCAAGCCUUUCGACGACUUGCGGAAAGGAUGGAAGUAUGUCCUCGACAACUUCCCCGAGGUAGAUCCCGAUCGGGCAGUCGCGACCGGUGCCAGUUGGGGAGGCUACGCCAUUAACUGGAUCCAAGGACAUCCUGAGUUCGGCUUCAAUUUCAAGGCUUUGUUCUGCCACGAUGGUGUCUUCGAUGCUCGCUACGACGGCUACGUCGGCUAGUCUACCGACGAACUAUUCUUCAUGCGUGUCGUGCCACCUUUGACUGGUUUGACUCGCGCGCCCAUACGAUUCCUCUAGUUUAACACAGAUUUUGGCGGCCGUCCAUGGGAUCCGAAGGCCCAGGAAACGAUCAAAAAGGUUUUUCCCCUCUCCCUCGUGCACCAUGAUGACGACUAAUUCCGCUGGAUAGAUACAAUCCCGUGGAGUUCGUUUCCAACUGGUCUACGCCGAUGUUGAUCGUCCAUGGUGGCAAGGACUAUCGCCUCCCCGUGACUGAUGGUAUCGGUGCUUUCCACGCUCUGCAAGAGGAAGCGUCUUGUUCUCUCUGGCUUCUAUGGCUCCGCUCAUGCUUCCUAUAGGCUUGGCGUUCCCAGCACGAGGCCCACGGGGUGCAAAAUCACGGUAACAGGUGGGUCUCUGCGCAGUUAGUCGCGUUUAUCGAGCCCUGCUGACACCUCCGGUGGCCUGAAGUGGUUCUACGAAGUAUUCCGUUGGUUUGAACAGUACAUUGGAGAGCAUUAAAGCGCAUGGGCCUCGAGUACUAUUUCCUGCACCGCCCGCGUUUGUAACAUUAGGACAGGAUUAGAAUAGAAUACUCUUGGCUGUGGACGAGUUCUAUCUGACUGUGUGCUGUGUGUUGUGUGGCGCCGUCUGAGAGG
Phanerochaete carnosa HHB-10118-sp is the source of this 2105-nucleotide messenger RNA. RefSeq lists its product as uncharacterized. Gene Ontology annotation, molecular function: serine-type endopeptidase activity. Gene Ontology annotation, biological process: proteolysis. The record is from RefSeq and is a predicted model, not a curated record. Bases 1 to 1446 code for a protein of 481 amino acids. NCBI's taxonomy places the organism in Eukaryota, Fungi, Basidiomycota, Agaricomycetes, Polyporales, Phanerochaetaceae. The transcript has 7 exons.